Suillus subalutaceus is the source of this 3578-nucleotide messenger RNA. Its product is annotated as exoribonuclease 2. The coding region runs from base 1 to 3399 and encodes 1132 amino acids. Gene Ontology annotation, biological process: nuclear-transcribed mRNA catabolic process. Gene Ontology annotation, cellular component: nucleus. Lineage: Eukaryota; Fungi; Basidiomycota; Agaricomycetes; Boletales; Suillaceae. The record is from RefSeq and is a predicted model, not a curated record. Gene Ontology annotation, molecular function: RNA binding; 5'-3' RNA exonuclease activity. The transcript is spliced from 16 exons.
AUGGUAUGUUCUCCAAAACUGGGUGUUCCCGCACUGUUCCGUUGGUUGAGCAAGAAGUAUCCGAAAAUUGUAACGUCUGUCAUUGAAGCGGAGGAGGAGGAAGUUCUCGACGCAGCUGGAGAUCCUAUCAAACUUCCCGUUGACAUCACACAACCUAAUCCCAAUGGCGCGGAAUUUGACAGCUUGUACUUGGAUAUGAACGGCAUCGUUCAUCCUUGUACUCAUCCCGAUGGCAAACCGGCUCCCGAAACAGAGGAGGAAAUGAUGCUUGAAGUCUUCAAAUACACCAACAGAGUGGUCAACAUGGUGCGGCCGCGCAAGCUUCUUUUCAUGGCUAUUGACGGCGUUGCGCCUCGUGCCAAAAUGAAUCAGCAGCGGAGUAGACGGUUCAGGAGCGCUCAAGAAGCAAAAGAUAAGGCGGAAGCUCGUAAACUUGCUGUCGCUGAGUGGGAAGCUAUGGGUAAGAUUAUCACCGACGACGAGAAAAGCAAGGAAGCUUGGGACUCUAAUGCUAUCACACCCGGCACGCCGUUCAUGGCCCUUCUAGCAGCGUCGUUACGGUACUGGGUCGUGGAGAAGAUGAACACUGAUCCAGGGUGGAAAGAUCUCCAAGUCAUCAUCUCAGAUGCAAGUGUGCCUGGAGAAGGAGAGCAUAAGAUUAUGGACUUCAUACGCAGACAGCGCACAAACCCCGGUCAUGACCCUAAUACUCGACAUGUAAUUUAUGGUUUGGAUGCUGAUCUCAUUAUGCUUGCCCUCGCGACCCAUGAACCAUAUUUCCGAGUGCUUCGGGAAGAUGUGUUUGCGCAGGACAAAGGUUCCGGCCUCCUCCACCGGAAAAAAAAACCGUUCAUUUUCCUCGAUGUCGCCAUUCUGCGCGAGUAUCUGGAAUCCGAGUUGAAUGUGAACAAUACACCCUUCCCUUUCGAUUUGGAACAGGCUAUUGAUGACUGGGUGUUGCUCAUAUUCUUUGUCGGCAACGAUUUCUUGCCGCAUUUGCCGUCACUUGAGAUUCGCGAAGGAGCGAUUGAUACUCUCUUGAGGAUCUGGAAGAUGGAGUUGCCCAGAAUGGGUGGAUAUCUGACGAACCAUGGUCAACUAGUGCUUAGUCGUGCACAGAUCAUAUUAGAGGGACUGGCGCGACGAGAAGAUGAGAUCUUCCGUAAGCGACAAGAGACUGAGCAACGUCAAGAUCAGGAAGCGAAGCGUCGUAGGAUUGAAAAGUCUGGGUCUGGAGAGAACGCCAUGGGCGAUAUUCAGUUCGCCGCCCCGUCUGCGAAACUUGGUCUGACUGCAUCCACUACAUCGCUAUCAUCUCUUCCCCAACGUGCAGAUAAUGCUUUUGCUGCUAAGGCCGACUCUAUUGGUCUCGGAGCGCCGCGUAAUGCUCAGUCUCUUGAAGUCGCUCCAGUUGCAGCGCAAGCACUGGCUGGUUCGAAUCGUGAUGUAGUUGCCAAUCGAGCUGCUAUACGGAUGGCGAACAUGAGUGCUGCAGAGAUGCUCAAGGCUGAGCUAUCUGGACUCAUUCCUGUGAAACAGAGUGCUUCUGCUCCUAAACCUGAGCCGGUUGUUCCUACCCCUCCACCCAAAACAGACGCUGAGCUUAUGGAUGAUGGAGACAUUCCAGGCCUUGGGAAUGCUCCAUCAGCACUUGAAUUUGUUGAUGAUGGGGCUGUUGACAUGGAUGUCGAGCCCAAGAAUCCUGUUACUCGUCCAGCUGAUGAGCCUGUAACACCUAUCGCUGGCGUCAAGCGGAAGCUUGAAGAUAUCGAGGGAGAGGAUACCGAUGAAGUGGUUGGCAUUGAUGAGGAAUCGUCUGAAGAUAACGAAGAUGCGUCUUACGCCCUGGUAGUCAAAGCAGAUGGCUCAGUUGAACAGGCCGAUAACGUGAGAUUGUAUGAACCCGGGUAUAAGAAGCGAUACUAUCAGCAAAAGUUUGGCCUAUCAGAAAAUGAUGAUGAUUUCCGUAAAAAGCUAACAAAACACUAUGUAGAAGGUAUUGCGUGGGUUCUGCAUUACUACUAUCAAGGGACCCCUUCAUGGCAAUGGUAUUACCCAUAUCAUUUUGCACCUUUCGCGUCGGACUUUGAAGGUUUGGAAAAUAUGCAACUGGAAUUUACUCUCGGACAGCCAUUCAAACCGUACGAGCAACUUAUGGGUGUUUUCCCCCCUGCUAGUCGCAAGCAUAUACCCGAAUCCUUCCAUGAUCUCAUGACAAACGAAGAAUCUCCGAUUCAUGAUUUCUACCCAUCAACCUUCCAGAUCGACAUGAAUGGGAAGAAGAUGUUGUGGCAAGGUGUUGCUCUCUUACCUUUCAUAGACGAGAAAAGGCUAUUGGAUGCGAUGGCCGAGCACUACCCUAAGCUCACUGAGGAUGAAGUCCGAAGAAACAGCUGGGGUCACGACGUCAUGUUUAUUGCGGAUGAACAUUCAAUGUAUCCAUUCUUCGAGGGAUUAUAUGGUAAGCGCAAGGAGAAAGAGUCUCAACCCAUGCCUACCAACCUGUCCAAGGGCAUCAGCGGUAGCGUUCUACCAAACCCCGAUUGUUUGCCUGGCUCGACAUAUUACUCCCCAUUGACUUCCAUGAAUCUGCAAGAUAUCAGAAACGAUCGUUCUCUCUCCGCGUUAUAUUUCUUCCCAAAGCAACUCUCUCCCCAUCGAUCGAUGUUUCUUCCGGGGGUUACAAAACCCGCAAGACAGCUUACUGGCGAGGAUCUAGCUCGGAGGGGUCGAGGACAUGGUCGAGGGGGCGGCAUGGAUCGUGGCGGUCGUGGACGAGGUGGUUAUCAGAAUGGCUCUUAUAACAACGGACAUGGGUACGGCAGCACUCAUGGCCAAUCACACACUGCGACAUCAUAUGUCUCGUCGUACACCACUCAGUCUCGAACGCCGUACACCCAGGGGCCCCAGCAAGGAUUCGGAGGCUAUGGCUCCAAUGGAAGGCCACCAAUUCAAAAUUAUGGUAACAAUUAUCCUGGCCAGACACGUGGUGGUCCACCUCCUCGAGGAGGCGCCCCUCCUUCGCGCGGAAUGCCACCAAACCGUGGUGGCCCUCCCCGUGGUGGCCCUCCUCGUGGUGGUAGUUCCGGCUAUGGAGGUUCUACCUCCUAUGCUCAAACCGCUCAUCAACCGCCAUAUGGCCGUGGAGGCUACUCUGGUGGGUACGGUGGCGGUGGCGGUGGGUAUGGUGGACAGGCGAAUAGUGGUUAUGGGGGUUAUGGAGGCUACGGUGGCCAGGCAAGCCGAGGUAUCUAUGGUGGUUCAGGAGGACAUGACAACAACAGCGGCAAUUAUAUGGGUUAUGGAAACCAGAAUGGCGGACAGGCCCGUGGUGGCUAUGGAGGCUACAAUGGAGGAGGUUAUCAGAACCCUUCAAGGGGCCGGGGCCGAGGAUUCUAGAGUAACUUAUAUACAUACUGCUUUUCGUUAAUAUUUUUCCUUCGCAGAUAUUUUGUAUUUUAGACCAUUGACAUAUAUUUUGCUGGUUUCUUUCCAAUUAUACUAACAAUCUGGACUCGCUACAUCGAUACGAAAAUGGCUGUACCGCCCUUUAAUAUCUGUUUUUUGGAUGUCAUGAG